Brenthis ino (lesser marbled fritillary) is the source of this 1203-nucleotide messenger RNA. The record is from the annotation of a GenBank genome assembly. Lineage: Eukaryota; Metazoa; Arthropoda; Insecta; Lepidoptera; Nymphalidae.
AUGGUCGAUUUAAUUGAUAUUGAGGAUAUUGAAGCCGCUGAGAUGUUGGAAUUACCACGCCGACACAACAGAAGUCGUGUUCGAGUCAAUCCCAUCAUGGAAUUAUCCGAUGAAGGUUUCAGGCAAAAGUAUAGGUUUAAACGUUAUGCAAUGAAAAUAGUGGACUUAGUAAAAGAAGAUUUAACUAGAGAUGGUCGAGGAUGCCCUGUGUCUCCCGAAAUACAAGUGUGUUGCGCAUUACGAAGCUGGGCUCGACAUGAAAUCCAAGAUGACACAGCUGAUUUGCACGGAGUCUCACAACCUUUCAUAAGCAAGAUAUGUAAAAAUAUUGCAGAAACCAUUGCCCGAAAAUCACACACAUUUAUAAAAAUGCCUGCUACAUUGAGAGAACAAGAGGAACCAAUGCAAAAAUUUCGCAGAAUUGCAAAUUUUCCUACAGUUAUUGGUGCAAUUGACUGUACUCACAUCAAAAUAAAAAAGCCAAGUGAAGAUGGUGGUCAACUAUAUAUUAACCGAAAAGGAUUUGCAUCAAUUAAUGUUCAGGUAGUUUGCGAUGCAGAUUUAAAAAUCAUGGACAUUGUUACUAGGUGGCGUGGGAGUGUUCAUGACUCACGAAUAUUUAGAGAGAGUCGUUUGAAGCAGCGAUUUGAGGCUGGUGCAUUCUCAGGCAUAUUGCUAGGAGACAGUGGCUAUGCUUGCACACCAUAUUUGUUUACUCCAUUACUGCGUACUACAACACCUCAAGAGCAGCGGUACAAUAAUGCACACAUUAGCACCAGAAACACAGUGGAAAGAUGUUUUGGGUUGUGGAAGCAGAGGUUCCGCUGUUUAUUAAGAGGCCUUUACUGCAACAUUGAAACUGCUAAAACAACAAUUGUAGCUUGUGCUGUAUUGCACAAUAUUGCCAUAGAUAUGAAGGAAGAUGUGUUUCAUAGUGGGUUUGAUGCCAAUAAAGCUAACACACAAACAUCUGCAGCAGUAGCUUUACCAGUGGAAAACAAUCCGAUUCCGGCUACGGCGGCCAAUCUCAUUGAGACUAGCCAACUACGCAGGAGAUAUUAUAGUGCUCAAGUGUGCGCGCAGACACAAUGUGCACUCUCUAUUCCUAUCACUCUCAUACUCCGGUGGGACGACCACUCGACACAACCGGAGAGAGUUAAGGCGCAGGACCGACGGCUUUACGUGCUCUCCGAGGCACGGGGG